Messenger RNA from Acanthaster planci (crown-of-thorns starfish), 5137 nucleotides. RefSeq names its product solute carrier family 35 member E4 (gene slc35e4). NCBI's taxonomy places the organism in Eukaryota, Metazoa, Echinodermata, Asteroidea, Valvatida, Acanthasteridae. The record is from RefSeq and is a predicted model, not a curated record.
CACGCCUGUCAUGCUUGUACUGUCAAAUGUGACUGAUCGCGGGCUGCUGUCACUUAAGUACAUCUCACGGAGUGAUGAUUACCCCCAGAACUGUGGGGUCCGACGUGCGAGGGAGAGGAGUGGAUGUCGGACCCCACAGUUCUAAGGGGCACACAUUGCAUAACUAAUCACAGCAUGAGUGAUCUGGGCUUAAGUUAACCAAUUAACAUCUAACUAGACUAUCAGAAUGCCCACGCCCCACAUCCGAACCAUGACCUACCUGGUCAUGUCAGGCUGGAUCCUGGCCAGUAUUGGACUCAGCAACAUCAACAAGUGGCUCUUCAACGAGGAGCGUUUCAGCUACCCGGUGUUCCUCACCACACUUCACAUGCUCUCGGCCUGCCUCUUCGGCUCAGUGGUGCUCCGCUACACCCCCUUGGGGGCGGCCUUCGGGGAGGGCAAUGCCCGACUGCAGCUCCCACCCGGGUUGACCCUCAGGAUCCUGGUGCUGAGCGUGGUCUUCACUUCAGCCGUCACCCUGGGCAACAUUGCCCUCCGUCACCUCUACAUCUCUUUCCUGAAGAUGGUCUUUGCUUUGUCGCCGCUGGUGACUGUCCUCCUCUCCAGGGCCCUCUUUCAGCGACCAGUCAAUAACUAUGUUUACAUGUCCAUGGUGCCUCUGUGCUUCGGCAGCAUGUUGUGCAUUACGGGAGAAGUCAACUUCAAUGUUUAUGGCUUUUUAGCAGCAGUUGGGGCUACCAUACUGAGAGCGCUGAAAAGUUUAUUGCAAGGUGUUCUCCUCAAGGAGCAACGCAUCGAUUCCAUCCGCCUCCUCUACCACAUGUCCAUUCCCAGCUCUGCCAUGCUCCUAGUGGCCACCCUGUUCCUGGAGCCCACUGCCCUUUCCCCUUCCUCCUUUUCCACCUCAACUGCUGCCCCAUCUCCGGUAGCAACAGCCUCGGGGAUCCCCUGGUGGCCGGCCAUCGUGACCCUCCGUCUCCCGGCCCUGCUCCUCAUGAGCUGCCUGUGCGCUGUGGGCUACAACCUGAUGACAUUCCUGGUCACCUUCUACACCUCGCCGGUGGCCCUGCAGGUGCUAGGCAAUGCAGCCGUGGUGCUUGACGUGGCUGUCUCUCUGGUGGUCUUCCGCAAUCAAGUGUCCUGGCUCAGCCUUGGGGGCAUCCUGUGCGUCAUGCUGGGCACUGUCAUGUACCAGGAGGCAGGGUCAGUCAAGUGGCACAACCCAAACUUUUGGGUUUUGGUGCAAGACUUCUUCCGCCGCAAAGAAAAGUCUUGGAGAGUUUGUAUAAGUAUGAGUGACACCCCAUGUCCUUAUACAAGAGGUAGUGUGCUAGAGAGGACGGAGAAAGUUUAUCAGCAGAAAAGAAAACUUUUUCAUUGUAUUCAGUAAAAAUGAAACAAAACAGUAUUAUUUGUCCAACAUCAUGUAAAACAUUUUUGUUAAGCUGGGAAAUUGUGAAGAGGAAAAUUGAGAUGAAGACCUUUCCAUUGCAGAUUCAAAACUGUCUACACAGUGCAAGUUAUGCCAAUCGUGUGUAUUCCUUAAAGUGUUGAGAUAUGUGAAAAAUUAGAAAAUUCAAAAAUUGUAUGUACUGUGGUAUAAAUAAGCUCAAUUCCCGGGAACCUUUAAGCACAAAGAUUUCCUAAAUGCCAAAAAGUUUUGACCCAAAAGUUUUUGACGGGUCAAUCAAAAUGUAAUGCGCUGUGCCUUGCCUGCGACUAGGUUCUAGUGAAACUCAUGCGUUAUCAUGUUCACCUGUUAAGCAGGUUUGGUGAACCGUCCAGUGAAUAUCCUUUGCCUUCAGCCCUCAAAUUGAACCUGAAUGGCCCCUAGUGAGAAUAGCUACCAUGGUAUGAGUGCAGUAUUAAGAUAAUAUUUAUGAAAUACCAAAGUAAUAUUUCAUUGACCUUGGCACAGAGAUGUGCUCGCAGUUCGUUGUGUGCCCAGCAAAAGGUCAUAAGCGCACUUACACCCUUUUGCCCAGAAGCAUGAUUACAGUAGAAAAAAUUUUCAGGUAAAAGGACGUAAGCAACACACUCUCUUUAUUUGGUAAAAACGGAUAAAAUUUACUACAAAAUCAACACAGGCUGUGCAAAAAGCAACCUUUGAACAACUUAUCACAUGACUUGGGAAAUGCUUUUGGAACUAUUUGCAAAGAAAUCUUUAUAUUUCAUUAAAAUAAAACAGUUGCAUACAUACAAUACGUCCUUUUACCGGGAAAAUUGUUUGAAGCGAUUAUGCUUCCCGGCAAAAGGUCAUAAGUGCUUACAGCCUUCUUCCUGGCACCCGACGAGUUAUGGGAUACUUUAAGUUGUAUUCUUGUUUGAAAAUGUCUGUGCCAUUCAAAUGGUCAAUACAUCGUGUAAAGUAAAUGUAUUCAACAUUGUUAAGUUGACCUACAAAAUGCAGUAUUCCAUGUUUUCCUUGAAAGGUAUUGUUAGACAUGUGCGUCAAUCUUUUAAUCUGUAAGAUAAUCAAUGUCAUUUUAUCUCUAAGGUUAUUUUUAUGAUCAAGAAGCCAUGUUCCAAUUAAUUGUUUUGAGGCAGUGGCUCAGAUUUGACAUUGGUACAAUGAAGUGAAUAUCCGUAGCCAUUAACAGUAGUUGCCAUUACAGGUGAGGCUUACAUGGACAGUGUACAUGUACUUUAACUGGUCCUCAUUCUGCAGUGGAAAAGGCAUCACUUUUACCAUUAGCCUGAAAUGAUGGAAGUACGGUACAUGUGCAUAUACUGUAUGCUUUGAACGCAUUUUUCUGAGUUUCCGGGGGGGGGGAUCAAUCAUUCAGUUUCACCUUAAAUGUUUUUGAAUCGGUCCAAACACAGUUUUCCAAUGAGAUACAAAAGUAAUAAUUAUUAUACAAUACCUGCAUAAAUGCCUGUCAUCUGAUUGGUGGAUCGUUGAUCACGUGUCAUUGAAUUAUUUUUUCCAUUCAGUGGAACACAUUUGAUAGAACUUCAUCUCAUUUUACUGCUUAGUUUCCACCCCUUUUCAUAGACACGUAUCUCGUUCCCAGUAAGGAAGAAAAAAAUAAUGUAGGGACAGAAGCAAGUCUAACAUUGCAAGACACUACCAGUGAGUGGACAGCGCUUCAUUCAUGUCAGGCACUAAUCUGUUUUGCAAAACGAUGGACAUUAAUAGGCGGGUUGGACCUAUUUGUUCUUCUAACAGAGGAGGACUUAUGCUGGUUUGUAGAAAACAAACCGUGUAGUGGUAAGAAAGGUGACAGAUGAAAUCUUUGGUUUUCAAUUGGAACCUCGUGGAACUGAGCAUUUCAUCAGUCACUUCAUGAAAUUAUUCUUACCAUUUCAGUCAUAAACAUUAUUUGUAGAAUAAAGGUAAUUACAAAAAUAAAAAAAAUCUUUGCCAUCUUAAAACAUUUUAAUAAUGAGUCUAAAACAGUAAUGAUUUAAAAAGGCCUGAAAUGAAUCAUAAUAAUCAUAAGAGCUAAUAAUGUACAAAAAUGUUAAGGUGAAGGCACAAUCACCGUGCUUAAACUUGACUGCGACUUUAUGAAAUAAGAUUACGUGAAAUGCAAUACAUGUCACUGCGAACAUCUAACAAAAGAAACACAGUGCACUUAUCGCACCUUGCUUCUUUUGUUAGAUGUCGAUAGUGUGUGCCGUGUGUGUAGCGAAUUAUUGUUUUCAUUACCAGCAAUGGCCGUUACAGUUCAGCUUCAAUGCAGGGUCAGGGGAGUGCCAUGCAGAGCAAAAAAUGUUAAGACACGCAAAACAGGUUACCAACCAAAAUUCCAUGCAGUGUUACACUUCUUGUGGCUGGUGACCAGCUUUACUGUUGCUUUGGCAACACAUUAAGCAAUCCUGCUUGACAGCUCUUUUUGGCAUAGUGGCUAGAGAUACGGUAUUUAGGAAAAAUUGGGUUGACUUAAUUUUCGGUCAAAUAUUGUCAUGAACAAAAGUAAAGGUAGAUUUAAAAUGUAAGGUCCGUAUGUUCAUGGCUUACGCACAUGCUGUGUGUACUGUUGAGUGACCAACAGAUGAUAUUCAUUUGAAAAUGGUAGUAAGAAUUUCAAAAUUUAAAAAAAAAAACUGAUGCAGUACUUGAGCCUGAAGGGUAUUUUUAAUUAAGUUAGUGAUGAAUAUUUUAUGUGUAAAUAGAUAAUUAUUUGAGGUUGUACAUAUUUUGUUCUUAUUUAAGGUAUGUAUUUUAUUCUGAAGAGUGUAAUGCCACAUUAACAGAAAAAAUGAAGUGGAGUGCAGGUGGAUUAAUUUAUUCAUCAGGUGAAUGAUACCUCUUUGGUGGCAUACAUGUACACUUUGUUCUAGCUUGAAAUUCCGAGACGGGCCACUCAAAUGUUCAGGUGGAGACACUUUGGACUCUUUUGAACCCAGACUUCAAAGAUUCUCACAAGAUAGCUUUAAGCAACUUACCUAGUAAUGGCACUUUCCUGUUGCAAGCGAAGUGUAUACAGUGUGCAUCAUUUUGUUUAUAGUACAUGUAGCUCCAUGCAGAGGGUGGACAACUGUUAACCCGGACCUAGUUUUAUUAGCGUUGCUUUUGUGUGGUUAGCAGUAGAAAUAGUUGUGUUACCUCUAGUGGACGGAUUGUACUAACCUGACUGAACCAUAUUCCGUGGUACGCAUGAACAGAUGUUAAUAUAUUGGCUGUACAAGGACUGUUGUGAUAUCACUUGAGGUUGGCAUGCUUUUUCUGUGUUUACUGCUUAUAGUUAUUGCUGUAAGGAUGUUAUUACAUCCUUCCAUACAGUGAGUUUCGAUGAACUCUGGCUCAAUGUCUCCAUACACAAGAAGGCCCCCUCACAAUAAAAACAAGGCAAUAUGCAGGCAUAUUGUUCUAAAUAACUGGCCUUAGACAGAGUUACUGGUUAGAAAAAGUAUCACAAGUAAAAUAUUGUCGGGAAGCUUUUCUGUUGCAAGCAACUGUAAGAAUGUGUACCUUUCUUUUGAAUGCAUUUUUAUACUUAAGUGUCUUUUCAUUUAUAUAUAUUUUACUUUGCAUUAAUUACGGUUUUCCGUUACUGCGUCUGAGUUCUUUCAUUUUUUUACCGUUGCUUUUUAUGUUUUAGGCUUUUGCAGUCUAUAUAUUCACCGAAUCAUAUUAUGGAGGAAGCAAAGUCUGUUAUGGAAAUAAAUGGAUGUUUUGGACGUGUCUUAA